This is a messenger RNA of Cetraspora pellucida, 1653 nucleotides long. NCBI's taxonomy places the organism in Eukaryota, Fungi, Glomeromycota, Glomeromycetes, Diversisporales, Gigasporaceae. The record is from the annotation of a GenBank genome assembly.
AUGUCCACCAAAACUACUCCAAUACCCGUUUCUUCAUUCUUACGAACUGCCCUAGAAUCCAUUAAUUCUCCGCGAUUAACACAUGUUAAAAAUUUUAUAUUCAUUUUAGUAGUAUAUCGCUAUGUAAGAAUUCUUUUAAACAAGCUUGCAGUUCAAGGCGUUCGCCGUACCCUUGGUGACAUUUAUAAGGUUAUUGGUGGCACCAUAUUGAAGAUCGUAAUGAAUGCUCCAGUUACAAAUAAAAUGAUUCGAGCCGAUAUAAAUAAAACCAUUAAGGAGAUUGAAGAAAAAAUUGCUCCAAAAGAAGGAUUACCACGUUAUCUUUCCCUACCCGAUGUUGGAUUUGAUGAUCAACAACUUAGAGAAGAAUUAAAAAGAUAUCAAGACAUGGGAAGUGUGAAUUGGGAAGAGGGUCGUGUGUCUGGCACUGUCUAUAAUGGAAACCGUGAACUUUCGAAGCUGACAUCUGAAGCAUAUGCCAUGUUUUCUACAAGCAACCCAUUGCAUCCUGACGUAUUUCCCGGAAUACGUAAGAUGGAUGCGGAAAUUGUUUCUAUGGUGUUAGACUUAUAUAAUGCCCCAAAAGAUGAGGCAGGUGGCACUACUACUUCUGGUGGUACUGAAAGUAUAAUUAUGGCAUGCAAAGCUUAUCGAGAUUGGGCAAGAUGCGAAAAAGGAAUAACAGAACCGGAAAUGAUUGUACCGGAUACCAUUCAUGCAGCCUUUGAUAAAGCUUCAAGUUAUUUAAACAUCAAAAUGAUUCAUGUUCCAAUUGACCCAGUCACAUUAAGAGCUGAUACUAAAGCCGUGAACAGUGCAAUCAACAAAAACACAAUCAUGAUUGCAGGGUCCGCACCAAACUAUCCUCACGGUAUUAUUGAUGAUAUUCCUACUUUAGCAGGAAUUGCUGAUAAAUACAAUAUUGGAAUGCACGUUGAUUGUUGUUUGGGCAGUUUCUUAGUACCAUUUUUAGAGGAAGCAGGAUUUCCUGCCCAACCUUUUGAUUUCAGAAUAAAAGGUGUUACUUCAAUUUCAUGCGAUACACAUAAGUAUGGAUUUGCGCCGAAAGGUUCAUCUGUAAUUAUGUAUCGUACGAAGGCUUUGCGCAGAUAUCAGUAUUUCUUUGCACCUGAUUGGACGGGCGGAAUUUAUGCUUCACCUUCACUGGCGGGUUCACGUUCUGGUGCAAUCCUUGCUGCUUGUUGGGCAGCUAUGAUGAGGAUGGGUAAAAACGGAUAUAUCGAAUCAACAAGGAAAAUAGUGGGAUGUGCAAAAAAGAUUGAAGAGGGUAUCCGUAAAAUAGAUGAUUUAUUUGUUUAUGGCAAGCCACUAGUAUCAGUAGUAGCAUUUGGUUCAAAUACUCUCAACAUUUAUGAUAUAAAUGAUAAAAUGUCGAAAAAAGGAUGGAACCUCAAUGCAUUACAAAAUCCACCAGCGGUUCACAUCGCAUGUACGAUGUUAACAGUACCAAACGCUGAUCAAUUUGUAAAGGAUUUGAGGGAUAGUGUCAAUGAGAUUAAAUUAAAUAAAUUCAAACCAGAAAGAUCGACUGGUGACAGUGCAGCUAUUUAUGGAUUAGCUGCUACUCUACCUGAUAAAGGCAUUGUUAAUGAUAUCGCUGGUGGAUUUUUGGAUGCAUUAUACUCUGCUUAG